Molecule: messenger RNA, 2550 nt
Organism: Dalotia coriaria
Lineage: Eukaryota; Metazoa; Arthropoda; Insecta; Coleoptera; Staphylinidae
Gene: Invadolysin
Product: leishmanolysin-like peptidase, invadolysin
Exons: 13
Coding region: 254-2266 (670 amino acids)
Biological process (GO): cell adhesion; proteolysis
Cellular component (GO): cytoplasm; membrane
Molecular function (GO): metalloendopeptidase activity
Source: RefSeq, a predicted model, not a curated record
GUUCAGACAGCGGAUGGCGCCGCGUGUGAGUGCAGCGCGCUUAGCGAGCGUCAGUUGAACUGGUGAGCACCUGGUGGGACGUUCGGUGCCUUGAUAAUCGCUUUGUUUGCUAGCGACUAGCGGAAGCCACUCUCGUGAACAUACCAAAUAGUGCGUGCUAACGUCUUCGGUGACUGUGUGUACAGUUUGCUAUAGGAAUAUAUUCAUUUACGGAACAUCGAUGUGUGUGCGACAUUAACGAAACGCAUUCGAUAUGCAAUUCGAAAGUUUCCCCAACUUUUCAUUGAAGACUUUGGGUUUGGCGGCACUCAUUCUGAUGCUGCACAACUUUUCCACAUCGCAAGCCUCGCGAACGUGCAGCCACAAACAUCCGAAACACAAUGAGGUCGUGCACGGUGUUCACAUCGAGCCCCAGCACAUUAUGAAGAAGAGGAGCGCUGAUCAGCCAUUGCGGAUACUUCUUUUCUAUGACGUCAGUGUUUACAGGUUGGACCAGGAACGUUUCGAGUUGAUUAAUAAUACGAUAUUGCCACAAGCUGUACAUUUUUGGGAACGUGCAUUGUUUGUGCGUAAAGUGGAAAACGUUAUUAGAUUAACCCGAAAAUGUAACGAAUCACAAGUAUUCGUCAAGGAUUCAUUGACGCAUUGCAUUGACACGUGCAAAGAAAAAACAAUGUGUGGAGAGGUGGAGGUUCCCGAACAACAUUUAGACGCAUGCAGGGUGUGCAAUACUACUGGACAGGAUUGUAAAAUUGAAGCCGGUUCUAAACCUGGUGAAGGCAUCCAAGACUCGGAUUUUGUGUUUUACGUGUCGGCAAUGCAAACUGAACGAUGCAAUAAAUCCUUGACCGUUGCCUACGCCGCUCAUUGCCAACAAGAAAUCGCACUCGACAGACCCAUUGCCGGACAUGCUAAUUUGUGUCCCAACAGUAUCAGCACCAAACCACAGGAGUUGGAAACGCUGUUAUCAACUGUAAAGCACGAAAUUCUGCACGCUUUGGGAUUCUCUGUCAGCUUGUAUGCUUUCUACAGGGAUGACAAUGGCGAACCGCUAACACCCCGCCGACCGGAUACCGGCAAACCUGUACUCAACGAAAAAUUGCAGACAUACCAAUGGAGCGAUAAAGUAAUACGUCCAGUAACGCGAAGAAAUUGGCUCGUGAGAUCGGGCGUUGUGUCGCGUGACAUACAAAUGGUAGUAACGCCACAAGUCGUGCAAGAGGUGCGCGAUUAUUUUAACUGUUCGCAGUUAGAAGGUGCAGAAUUGGAAGACCAAGGUGAAGAAGGCACGGCACUCACGCAUUGGGAGAAGCGUGUGUUUGAGAAUGAAGCAAUGACCGGAACACACACGCAGAAUCCGCAAAUAUCUCGGGUAACGUUAGCAUUAAUGGAAGACACCGGCUGGUAUAAGGCGAAUUAUUCCAUGGCGGAGCCGUUAACUUGGGGCAAAGGUCUUGGUUGUGAUUUCGUGAUGAAGAGCUGCAAGGAAUGGAUCUCAACCAAAGCAGACCGAGGAAUGUCAAUUCAUCCGUUCUGCAAUAAGGUAAAGCGAGAUCCUCUUCAGACGGAAUGCACCGACGACCGCACGUCGGUUGCCUUGUGCAAUCUAAUUCCACAUGAUCAUUUGCUACCCAAACUUUAUCAGAACUUUGACUCGAUCGAUCAUGUCGAAGCGGGCAGUGAAGGGUUCUACGGUGGAUCGGUCUACUUGGCGGAUUAUUGUCCUUACAUUCAGGAAUUUACGUGGCGCUCGAAGAAUGUUAUUGUACGUGGAUCACAUUGUCAAUACGAAGAUAACAACCCAAGGCCAGACAAAAAUUUUGCCUUUGAAAAAUAUGGCAAGCAUUCCCGGUGUUUUGACCACACCGACCGAAUGUGGGAGGAACGGUCCUGUAAACAAAUGCGCCAAUGGCAGCACUGGGGUUCGGGCUGUUACAGUUACAAAUGCGAAGGUGGACGCCUUCACAUUAUAGUGGGAAACUACACUUACACUUGCUAUCAUUCGAAGCAAGAAAUCUCCAUCCGAAUAUUGAACAAUGACUGGCUCCAUCGCGGCGCGAUUGUGUGCCCGCCAUGCAAAGAACUUUGCAAGGAGGAGUUUAAUGUGACCGGCGAUAGUUGCAAACCUGGCCAGGAACCGCCCCCAGCCAACUUCUAUCCUCACGAUGAACUGCACUGCAAUGGCGCUUCUCACCUCACGUUUUCUUUGCCAAUACUUUUAUUCGUACUCAUCUCGUUUAGUCUCGCUUGCAAUGAGAACAGAUGAUCGUAUGAUAAGUAAUUGCGAUUGCAACCAGACCGUUCCUUUAAGACUGUAACAUUGGCGCUGCAAAUAGCGCAAAAGCACGGGCACAUUUAACGACGUCCAAGCGCCUCGUACGCCUGAUCUACAACUUACAUUUUUGUGAUAUGUGAGCAUUAUUGUAAUAAUACAAAGAGUAGAAUUAACAUGAGUUAACAAUGAAUUAACCCUUGAAAUUAAAUUGUUCUCCAAUGCGCGUUUAAUAUUUAUUAAUGAAUUGUAAAUAAAAUACGACCUCAAGUAAAUAA